AAGAGGGAUAUAAGAAGGAGUUGGCGAAGCCCUGCGAGCUCUAUGUCUGUAAUCUCCCCAGGCUUUCGGAUCUCUUCAAGCCUUAUGGAACUGUUCAUUCGGUUGAGUAAAGUCCUUUCAGAAAGUUCGUGGAACAUCUAUCUUGAAAGAUGGGCUAUGAGUCCUACUCCCUCGAUCACGAGGCCACUGCGCGCUGAACCUGGACAUAAUGAUCAGAGUGAACCAGAGACAACGCGUCCUCUGUAUGUUGGGUAUUUCAAGGGAGUGGGUCAGGAGCCAGGAAUGUCGAGGAGGAAUAGGAGGAAGCGGAAGCCGAGGAUUUGGUUCCAAGAACAGAGGAGGACUGAGGGGCUAGAGGAAAUUUGUUUGGUGGUGGAAACGAUACAUCUCGGUUCCAAAAUAAGGUAA
Asparagus officinalis (garden asparagus) is the source of this 408-nucleotide messenger RNA. RefSeq lists its product as uncharacterized. Bases 43 to 408 code for a protein of 121 amino acids. NCBI's taxonomy places the organism in Eukaryota, Viridiplantae, Streptophyta, Magnoliopsida, Asparagales, Asparagaceae. The transcript is spliced from 3 exons. The record is from RefSeq and is a predicted model, not a curated record.